Paramecium sonneborni is the source of this 689-nucleotide messenger RNA. NCBI's taxonomy places the organism in Eukaryota, Ciliophora, Oligohymenophorea, Peniculida, Parameciidae. The record is from the annotation of a GenBank genome assembly.
CGUUAAUGUUACCUUAGAAAGAAUUAUUAGGAAAGGAGGAAGAUUUCAAUCUGAAUAAAUUUCGGGAUUCUUUAUAUCUUAGAAUGUCGAGUCCAAGUACAUUAAAAGUGAGCAGCACAUGUAAAGAGGAUAAUUCAGUUAAAAAAUCCUCAAAAUCCUCUCUAUAUACUGAUUUUUAACAUAGAAAAAGGUGGGUUAAAUAUUUAUUAAUAGUGCUCCAUCAUUUGAUGAAUUACUUAAAACUAUGAAUACUAAUAGUGGAUUAACAUCAUAACUAAAUGGAUCCAAUCAAAAAAAAAGUAGAAAUGAUUCAUCAAGAAAAAUGAGUGGAAUAUAAAAUAAAAUAGAAAGUUUUGGUAGUAAUGAAAUAAAUUAGCUUACAAAAUUAUCACCACCGUAAUGCUUAUAUAAAUUUUAGAUUUAUAAACAAUUAGCCUAUGUAUUAAUCUACAAAAUCUUCAUAAAAAAGAACCACAUUCUCGAGUAGUAUUACAGAAAAACCUGUUUUUAAUAAGGGAUCAGGCAAAUCAAUUUAAGAUAAAUUAUCCUUAAAAGAAUUGAUAGAACUACGUAGCAAAGUAGAUAAUAGUACUUAAUCAGAAGUUCAUUAACUAUCAGCUAAUUAUGUUUAAGAGUUAGUAAAAUUAUCUUAAAUUAUAACAAAGCAAGUUAGGAAUGUAAAAUAUUGA